Molecule: messenger RNA, 1417 nt
Organism: Tachyglossus aculeatus (Australian echidna)
Lineage: Eukaryota; Metazoa; Chordata; Mammalia; Monotremata; Tachyglossidae
Product: pinopsin-like
Exons: 4
Coding region: 192-1244 (350 amino acids)
Biological process (GO): G protein-coupled receptor signaling pathway; visual perception
Cellular component (GO): membrane; photoreceptor outer segment
Molecular function (GO): G protein-coupled receptor activity
Source: RefSeq, a predicted model, not a curated record
CUUGCCCUGGCCUCUGAGGGGCUCUGGUUGUGGAAGAAGCCCACAGAGCUGCCCUAAUUAUGGCAACAGCCUCCUGGUCAUCCAUCAGCAGUGCUAAAGAGGAGAAUGGUACUCAUGUCCUUCACAGCCACUAAAAGCUCUGCAAUUUCCAUGAUUUUCCUCUGAACCAUUCAGUUUCCACGGAGUCAGAAAUGAGCACGAACUGGACAACUAACUUGAGCCUUGGUGCAGUGCACACCUCUGGACACUUUGAAGAAAAGCCAAGAAAUGGGCUCUCAAGGACGGGUCACACGGUGGUGGCCGUGUUCCUGGGAAUCAUCCUGGUGUUUGGCUUCCUAAACAAUCUCAUCGUGCUCAUUCUCUUUAGCAAGUUCAAGGCCCUCCGCAACCCAGUGAACAUGAUCCUGCUGAACAUCAGCGCCAGCGACCUGCUGGUCUGCGUCUCAGGGACCACCCUUAGUUUUGCGUCCAACAUCUCCGGCCGGUGGAUCGGCGGGGACCCUGGAUGCAGGUGGUAUGGCUUUGUCAAUUCCUGCCUAGGCAUCGUGUCUCUGAUCUCCCUGGCUGUGUUGUCCUACGAGCGCUACAGAACCCUCACGCUCCACCCCAAGCGGAGCACAGACUAUCAGAAGGCCGUGCUGGCGGUUGGCGCCUCUUGGAUUUACUCUCUGAUUUGGACCAUCCCUCCUCUCCUCGGCUGGAGCAGUUAUGGCACAGAGGGAGCCGGGACCAGUUGUUCUGUGCAUUGGUCCUCCAAGUCCCCGGUGUCCGUGUCUUAUAUCAUGUGUCUCUUUAUCUUCUGCCUGGUCAUCCCGGUGCUGGUUAUGAUCUACUGCUAUGGGAGACUCCUCUAUGCUGUAAAACAGAUUGGUAAAGCCAGGAAGACUGCAGCCCGGAGAAGAGAGUACCAUGUCCUCUUCAUGGUGAUCACAACUGUCAUCUGCUACCUAGUCUGCUGGAUGCCCUAUGGAGUCACUGCAUUACUGGCCACUUUUGGCCAGCCGGGCACCGUGUCUCCUGUAGCCAGUGUGAUUCCUUCCAUUUUGGCAAAGAGCAGUACUGUGUGCAACCCGAUCAUCUACAUUCUGAUGAACAAGCAGUUCUACAAAUGCUUCCUCAUCCUCUUCCACUGCCGGCCCACAGCAGCUGCUGAAUCCCCUUCUACAUACCCAUCGCAGGUGACGGUCAUUCAACUGAACCAGAGGAGGAGCCGCGAAGUGCCCCCCAAGCUCUCCCAGAAAUGAGAGACAGGAGGCUGCACCUUCUAGGUCCCCAGCUCUGUGAGACCCCAUACUGGGAAAGGUCCACCCCAGGGGAAGAGAACCCCAAAUAAAUAUAGUUCCCCUCUUAGAUGGGGGUGCCUUAGGGCCACAUGCUUACUCUCACAGGUCACAAAGACCCUGAGGGAUAUGCUGAA